ACUUUGUAAGACAUCAUGGAGCCAAGUGCACCAGCCGUGCUGCUGGUGGCUUUACUGGGGACAGCAUCAGCUAUCAGCUUUUAUGGAGACAGUGUCAGUUUCAUGCCCCUGAAGAAGAAUAAGGACGGCACAUUUAGGGUGUCCUUCAGUCACAGACAGAACGGCAGGAGCAGCUGCUCAGAUGAGCUGUCCCUCAACUGUGAGAGUGGGGUCUGCACGACGUUUGAUCAGUCAAGUGUCCUGCAAACAGACCAGAAUGCCAAAGGUGACAGCACGUGGUGCCAGACUGAGGGAUUCACGACAGCCACUGUCUCAACCAAUGAGAAAUACUUGAGUCUGAGUGGCUCGGGCUGCUGCUGGGCGCCAAAUGUCGGCGGGAAAACAAACUGGACGACUCAUGCCGAGUUGGACUUGGGAACUCGCUCCGACUCACACACUCUCAACAUCUGUCCUGUGACAACAACAGUGUCGUCUCUCAGGGUGCCUCAGAACUGUUUUUCAGGGAUUCGUCUUCUGGCUCAUGAUCCAGACAGCGAUGACGUGAAGUGCACCCUCAGUGCCGGAGCUUCACUUCCCUCAAACUUCAGUCUGGACGUGGCGGAGUGCAUGCUGACAAGUGCAGGUGAAGUCGGUGUUGGCGUCCACAUUUUCGAGCUGAUGCUGGAGGACUUUCCCACCCAAAACAUCACAGUGACCUAUGAUAAUGGAAUGUCGGUGUUUCAUGAGGCUUCGGACAUGAACGCGACGCCUCUCUGCAAAGUGAAGCUUCAGUUCCUUGUGGAAAUCCUGCCUCCAAUACCACGAUGUGAAAUGGGUCACGUGCAGCCCAUGUUCUUAUCUGGGACUCCAUCACACGGGGAUGUUCUCCAUGCCACUGUGGGGCAGCCAUUCAACCUUCGUGCUCAAGCACAGGCUCAUCACAGCAGCAUAAUGGACUUCCAGGUGAGCGGCCCACAGAACAUGAGCAAAGUGUUCAUAAGUGGUGAACACGGAACAGCUGAUCUUACUGUGACGUGGACUCCACAAAAGCAAGACCUGUACGGCUCGAUUCCCUUCUGCUUCACCGCAGAGACACCAGAAACCCAGUCAGAAAUGAGGUGUGUUGUUGUCUUGGUGACCCAAGCCUCCAUCCUUCAAGGCAAGGCCAUAGUUGAAUGUUCGCCCAACAAGAUGAUGGUGACCCUGGACAAAGCGUCCAUGCCUGGGAUUGACGACAAGUUCCUGAAGCUGAGCGACCCAUCGUGCUCUCUCACCGCCAAUGACACACACAUCAUGGGCAGCAUGUCGUUCAGCACCUGCGGCACAAAGCUUGAGGACAUUGGUGACUACAUCGCAUUCACAAAUGAGAUCAACUCCUUUGAGCUGCCUAAUGAGAUUAUAACCCGUAGGAAGACGGUGAAGAUCGGCUUCUCCUGCCAGUUUCCCAAAACCAUCAGCAUCUCCAACUACUACAAUCUGCAUAAGUCUGACUACAUUUUCACUGAGUCCAGCUUCGGGAGCUUUGUCUACACCUUUGACAUAUUUAAAGAUGCCAACUUUACAGAUAGGGUGGAGGCCAGCGCCUACCCAGUCGAGGUGAAGUUGCUGGAGACAGUCUAUAUGGGCAUUCAAGCACAGUCAGAGCUACCAAAUGUGAAGUUAUUUGUGGAAUCGUGCAAAGCUACUCCUGAUGACAACCCUGAAAACACCCGCUCCUAUGACCUCAUCAAGGACGGGUGUAUGAAAGAUGAAACGCUAAAGAUCUACCCAACUAAUGACACUGUGUUCAACUUUGAGAUUCAAGCGUUCAAAUUUACCGGAAUCGAUGAUCAGGUGUACAUCACCUGCUCUGUCAUUAUGUGCGAGUCUGGCAGUCCAUUUUCCAGAUGUGCCGAGGGCUGUCUCCCAAAUCCAACCAGACGCAGGCGCAGGCGAGGAACGAGCAAGCAGACAGUCAGCCACACCAUUUCCCAGGGUCCUUUGCAGUUUGUUGGCCCGUCUGAGCCACACGACAACAGUGUGAUGCAAAGGAGUGACAAGCUUGAACCAGUGAGUCCUCCGCCAGUUCCUGAAAACACCAUGUCCAGGAACUCAGAGGGAGAGUGGGGAGGGCAGAUCCUGGGAAGUCACAUCAGCACGAUCGUGUUUGCCAGCGCUUUCAUAGUGUCACUGAUGUUGAUGAUUGUGGCUUUUCUGUACAUCAGAAGGAUGCGAAACCAGGAAGAUCGCAAAGCUCUUAUAGUUUCAGUCUAUGAAAACUAAGCCCAACUCGUCUCUGAAAACUUUCACACACAUUUUGUUCAGUGUGUAGGAAUUAUUGGUGAUUUACUGAAACCCUGUAACUUUGCGUUUAAUCUGUGCAUGUGGAAUAAAAUCUAGUCUAUGGCCUUCAGGUGACAUAAAAACACACAGAAACCCUUUUCUUUUGGCUUGGGACACACCACACGAUUUUUUUACCUGAUUUUAUCACAGUUGGGCAGAGUCUGCACCAGUCAGCACUAUCUGUUAGUGUGCGAGGGGUAAAGACUCCAAUCGUUUUGGAAACAUUUGGGAAAGCACCUGGCCUUGAAAUUGCAUUGUUUGCUAUUAAAAUACGUACAUAUCAUGUUACAUGCAGUAAGUGAUUUGUUCUUUUGCUAUGACACCUGUAACCUUAUGAGGAAAUCCCCUUUAGUUCAGCCUGUGUUCCUGGUGUUGAGUCACAGCCAUCGAUAUAAAGAGCUGAUUCUACGGUAAGGAAAACACAUUGAUUCUACUUUAUGUGUAUUCAAAUAAUAUAACAUCCACAUGAAUAUCAACUAUCAACUCGUCGAAAUCCUACACACUGGACCUUGAAAAAAAAUGGGAUCUUUUAACACUUUGAUACUUUCCUGAACACAGAGUAUAUAUAUUGAUUCUCUACUUCUCCUGAUCAUACUAUCCAUUAAAGUUGGCUUUCUAAUGCACACUGA
Messenger RNA from Solea solea (common sole), 2930 nucleotides. RefSeq lists its product as uncharacterized. Bases 16 to 2241 code for a protein of 741 amino acids. The transcript has 13 exons. The record is from RefSeq and is a predicted model, not a curated record. NCBI's taxonomy places the organism in Eukaryota, Metazoa, Chordata, Actinopteri, Pleuronectiformes, Soleidae.